AGCGGGGCGGGGCCUGCGAACAGGGUCCGGCGGCCGUGCGGGAGCCAUGGCGGCCUCGGAGGCGGCGGCGGCGGGGUCCUCGGCUCUGACGGCGGGUACCCGGGCCGUCCCGGCGGCCACAAGAGGAGCCGCCGCCGCCGCCUCGGGACCGUGGGUGCCCCCGGGACCCCGACUGAGGGGCAGCCGGCCGCGACCCGCGGGGGCGACGCAGCAGUCCUCGGCCCCCGCGCUACCGCCGGGGGAGCUGAUCCAGCCGUCGGUGAGCGAACUGUCGCGGGCCGUGCGGACCAACAUCCUGUGUACCGUGCGCGGGUGCGGCAAGAUCCUGCCCAACAGCCCCGCGCUCAACAUGCACCUGGUCAAGAGCCACCGCCUGCAGGAUGGCAUAGUCAAUCCAACAAUAAGAAAAGAUUUGAAAACUGUACCGAAAUUCUACUGUUGUCCAAUCGAAGGCUGCCCCAGAGGCCCUGACAGACCAUUUUCUCAGUUUUCUCUCGUAAAACAGCACUUUAUGAAAAUGCAUGCUGAGAAGAAGCACAAAUGUAGUAAGUGCAGCAAUUCGUAUGGUACAGAAUGGGACUUGAAAAGACACGCAGAGGACUGUGGCAAGGUCUUCCGGUGCACAUGUGGCUGUCCCUACGCCAGUAGAACGGCACUGCAGUCUCACAUCUACCGAACUGGCCAUGAGAUCCCUGCAGAACACAGGGAUCCGCCUAGUAAAAAAAGGAAAAUGGAAAACGGCUUGCAAAACCAGAAGGUGUCCAGUAAGACCACUGAACCAGUGAACAACCAGCCAGUCCCUAGACCAGACACGCAAGAACUAGAAGCUUCAGAAAUAAAGCUAGAACCAUCUUUUGAAGACUCCUGUGGCUCUAACACUGAAAAGCAGACUCUUACACCACCAAGAUAUCCUCAGAAGUUGCUUUUACCCAAGCCAAAAGUGGCUUUGGUUAAACUACCAGUGAUGCAGUUUUCUCUCACGCCUGUCUUUGUGCCUACAGCUGACUCCCCAGCCCAGCCCGUGGUGGUAGGUGUGGAUCAGGGCUCUGCCACAGGGGCUAUGCACUUGCUGCCCUUGUCAGUAGGAACCCUGAUCCUUGGCCUAGAUUCAGAGGCUUGCUCUCUUAAGGACAGCCUACCUCUUUUCAAAACUGCUCAUCCUGUCGCUCUUGAGCCCAUAAGCACAGGCGUUCAAGUGAACUUGGGUAAAAGUCCAUCUGCUCCUUUACAAGAACUAGGGAACACAUGUCAGAAGAACAGCAUUUCUUCCAUCAAUGUGCAGACGGAUCUGUCUUAUGCCUCACAAAACAACUUUAUACCUUCUGCACAGUGGGCCGGCACUGAUUCCUCUGUGUCAUCUUGUUCCCAAACUGAUUUGUCAUUUGAUUCUCAAGUGUCUCUUCCCAUUAGUGUUCACACUCAGACAUUUUUGCCCAGCUCUAAGGUAACUUCAUCUAUAGCCGCUCAGACUGAUACAUUUAUUGACACCUGUUUCCAGUCAGGUGGGGUCUCCAGAGAAACUCAAACCAGUGGGAUACAAAGCCCAACAGAUGCCCAUGUACAGAUGGACCAGGCUGCCAUGUGUGGAGACAUUUUUGGGAGUGUUCAUUCAUCAUAUAAUGUCGCUACAGGUAACAUCAUAAGUAACAGUUUAGUAGCAGAGACAGUAACUCAUAGUUUGUUACCUCAGAAUGACCCUAAGACUUUAAAUCAAGUUAUUGAGAAAUCUGCACCAAUUAUAAACUUCAGUGCACAGAAUAGUAUGCUUCCUUCACAGAACAUGACAGAUAAUCAGACCCAAACCAUGGAUUUAUUCAGUGAUCUGGAAAACAUCUUGUCAAGUAAUCUGCCUGCUCAGACACUGGACCAUCGUAGUCUUUUGUCUGACACAAAUCCUGGACCUGACACGCAGCUUCCAUCUGGCCCAGCCCAGAAUCCUGGAAUUGAUUUUGAUAUCGAAGAGUUCUUUUCAGCCUCAAAUAUCCAGACUCAAACUGAAGAGAGUGAACUUAGCACCAUGAACCCUGAGCCAGUCUUGGAGUCACUGGACAUAGAGACUCAAACGGACUUCCUACUUGCCGAUACCUCUGCUCAGUCCUACGGGUGUAGGGGAAAUUCUAACUUCUUAGGCCUUGAGAUGUUUGACACGCAGACACAGACAGACUUAAACUUCUUCUUAGACAGUAGCCCUCAUCUGCCUCUGGGAAGUAUUCUGAAACACUCCAGCUUUUCCAUGAGUACUGAUUCAUCUGACACAGAGACCCAAACUGAAGGAAUCUCCGCUGCUAAAAAUAUACCUGCUCUAGAAAGCAGAGUUCAGUUCAACAGUACGGAAACACAGACCAUGAGUUCUGGGUUUGAAACCCUGGGGAGCUUGUUCUUCACCAGCAAUGAAACUCAAACAGCGAUGGACGACUUUCUUCUGGCUGAUCUGGCCUGGAACACGAUGGAGUCUCAGUUCAGCUCUGUAGAAACCCAGACCUCUGCUGAACCACACACAGCCUCCACCUUCUAAAACCAAAAGUGGAGUCCGCGUGUGACACGGCAUCCACCAUUUCCUCUGGAUUGAACUACAGAAGGGGGACAACAGUAUUCUACUGAAUGUAGUCGAUGAUGCAGUUGCUUAAGCUUUGCGGUUCUUUGCCUUUUGUACCUGUCACCAUGAAAUUUGUGUAUAAAUGUGAGUCUGUUAUAAAGUGUGAGAUGUUGAUCUAAACUGUUUUUGUGUUGCCUACAUUGGCCCUUUCACAGCUAGUCUUUUCAUAUUUAAAAAACGGAUUUCACACCUAUAAAAUAUACAUAGCCAUUUAGCUGAAGCCAAGCUUACCAGGUUCAAGGAUACAAAUUUCUCAGAUCUUCUGAAACAUUUUAGUCAAAGUGUAAUAUACUUAAUUGCACCCAAAAUACCUUUGACAGUGCUUGUUAGAAAUUCCUGAUUCCUAUUACUAAUAACUACAGAAACCUGACGCUGCCACCGUAAGAUGUACGCAGUAGUGCUUCCGUGCUCUUAGACUCCUGCUGCCUGCACCUUCAUCAGCUCUGACACCUCUUUACUGAUUUAAAGACACCAAGGAAAACUGUAGCUGUUUAGCUUUUGAAGCAGUUUUCAUGUAAUCAAUGCCACCUCUGCCGUACGUGAGCUACUGCUGAGCACUUUACACACAAGAAGUUUACUGACAUAAAAUUACUGGCUAGGGAAAGAGCAGCAGGCCAGGCAUGGUGGCUCACCCCUCUAAUCCCAGCACUUUAGGAGGCUGAAGCGAGAGGAUCACUUGAGCUCAGGAGUUCUACAACAGCUUGGGCAACAUAGGGAGACAGUGUCUCUAGAAAAAAGAAAUUUAAUUAGCCAGGCAUAGCGGUGUGCACCUGUGAUCCCAGCUCCUUGGGAGGCUGAGGUGAGAGGAUCACUUGAGGAGGUUGAGGCUGCAGUGAGCCAUGAUCACGGCACUGUACUCUAACCUGGGUAACAGGGCAAGACCCUAUCUCAAAAAUAAAAGCAAGCACUUAGUAGUGUUGUGUUCCUGCUAAAAGGGUGAGUUAUCCAAACCAUGGGAACAGAGUUGUGGAAACAUGCCUAUUACUUCAUUUGGGGAUAUACCCUAUGAAUAUCCUCUCUGCUCUCCACAGUAGGCCAGAGUCGGGGGGCUCUGGAGCUGUUUCCCAAAGUGCAUCCACAGGCUGGAUCUAAGUUUUGUCACUCUAAACAUUAAAAAACAAGAAAAAAAUGGGAAGAGAAAAGGGCAUCCCCCAUUAGGUUUCAAUACGUUGCACUUCUACUGAGUUUGAUAGGGCAGGAGUGAAAUCUACAAUUAUUUUAAAGUUGAAUUUCGUUGUAUUCACCGUUCUUUAUCUUUUCCUUGAACAAGACAAGAUACUGGUCUAGCAAGGAUGUUACUUGUGCCUUAAGGCUAACAAUUAUAGGAUAGAUUCAUCUAAAAUAUGGUAUUCUGCAUUUUGUUGAUUUUUUUUUUAAAAGAGAAUACGAAACAGUCUUCAAAGAAUGCAAAGAAAGUGAAGACCUAUUGCUUCAAUAAUCAAGAACAUUUUCUGUUUUGAGGUGGGAGCAUGAUCAAGUAUGCUUUGGGGAUUUUCUGUAUUUAGGAGAUCCUGGAUUCUUUUGUUUGUUUGUUUUUAUUUUUUUAUUUUUUAUUAGAUCCUGGAUUCUUAAUUGUUGGCUAACUUCCAGCCAAGUAGGAAUAAUGCAGCCUCUAAGUUGUCUACAUUCACACACACACACACACACACACACACACACACACACACACCUUUCUGUGGCACGUGCCUGUGUUACUGAAAGCUAAAUCCUCAAAAUAAAACCUACUAAGGAAACUAAUGAUUCAUUAAAUGGAUGGUUCUGCUACUAAUUCCCAUCCCAUACAUCUGUUACAAAAGAAGUGUUGGUAAACAGCAUAUCCUGGGCAGAUGGACUCCACCCAGGAGGUAAGUUUGCUGUGGUCACAGUUGCCUGUGAGUAUGGAUUUCAAAACAAACAUAAAGCCUUAACUCAGAAUUUCAUUACAUUUUAGAAUCGUCACUGCCUUAAUAUUCAAGCAUCUAUUUAAGUCCUCCUAAUGAAGGAGAAACGCAUGUUUAUGGCUUUGUUGUAAAUAUAAAUGCAGUGAUCUAUGGCUUAAAAUUUUUUCUGUGUUUGUGACAAUGUUUGUAAAUCUAGUCAAUAGAGUUAUUUACAGAAAAAACUGAGCAUGUAAUAAUACAAGAACUGUUUCCCCCUCAAAACCUGAAUGUGAAUUAUUUGUAAAAACUGAAAUUUAAUGAUUAAAGAGAAGCCAGAAUUCUG
Molecule: messenger RNA, 4798 nt
Organism: Callithrix jacchus (white-tufted-ear marmoset)
Lineage: Eukaryota; Metazoa; Chordata; Mammalia; Primates; Cebidae
Gene: ATMIN
Product: ATM interactor
Biological process (GO): positive regulation of transcription by RNA polymerase II
Cellular component (GO): nucleus
Molecular function (GO): transcription cis-regulatory region binding; DNA-binding transcription factor activity, RNA polymerase II-specific
Source: RefSeq, a predicted model, not a curated record